This is a messenger RNA of Oncorhynchus mykiss (rainbow trout), 1803 nucleotides long. Its product is annotated as tubulin alpha chain, testis-specific. The record is from RefSeq and is a predicted model, not a curated record. Gene Ontology annotation, biological process: microtubule-based process. NCBI's taxonomy places the organism in Eukaryota, Metazoa, Chordata, Actinopteri, Salmoniformes, Salmonidae. Gene Ontology annotation, molecular function: GTP binding; structural constituent of cytoskeleton. Gene Ontology annotation, cellular component: microtubule.
AGUAUUUUUCCGAGUUCACGCGGCACGAGUGUCCGAGUUGGAAGACCGUUCAAAUCGAUUUUUCCCAGUCGGAGCUCGUUCAUUUCAGAGUUCCCAGUACUGAACGCGGAAUAUGUUUUGUCUGUUCAUUCGCGGGGCUCGGUGAAGACGUUAGGCGUAACGAAAUGCUUCGUACGUUGCAUGAUGUGAACGGAGCACGUCACACAGACAGAGAGACAGACGCAACCAAUCGGGUUGAAACAAAGGCGGGGCUCAUUCUGGGGUAUAUAUCAUUGUGAAUCGACGUGUAUUUUCGAAACAGUUGGGCAGUUGACCGUUUGAAAUUAUAUAGUCAAGACCGACGUUUCUCAGCAAGCCAUAAUAACUGCAGGUCAUACUUUAUAGAAUCGAAAUGCGUGAGUGCAUCUCUAUCCACGUUGGUCAGGCCGGUGUUCAGAUCGGGAAUGCCUGCUGGGAACUGUACUGCUUGGAACAUGGGAUCCAGCCCGAUGGGCAGAUGCCCAGUGACAAAACCAUCGGCGGAGGGAAUGACUCAUGCAACACCUUCUUCAGCGAGACCGGAGCGGGAAAACAUGUCCCCCGUGCUGUGUUUGUGGAUCUCGAACCAACUGUUGUUGAUGAGGUUCGCACCGGGACAUACCGUCAGUUGUUCCAUCCCGAGCAGCUCAUCACCGGUAAAGAGGAUGCCGCCAACAACUUCGCCCGAGGCCACUACACAAUUGGCAAGGAGAUCGUCGACCUGGUGCUGGACCGAGUUCGCAAACUGUCGGACCAGUGCACUGGGCUUCAGGGCUUCCUGAUCUUCCACAGCUUUGGUGGUGGAACCGGCUCCGGCUUUGCUUCUCUGCUCAUGGAGAGACUGUCAGUGGACUAUGGCAAAAAAUCCAAACUGGAAUUUGCCAUUUACCCUUCACCUCAGGUGUCCACAGCAGUGGUGGAGCCCUACAACUCUAUCCUGACCACCCACACCACCCUGGAACACUCAGACUGUGCCUUCAUGGUCGACAAUGAGGCCAUUUAUGACAUUUGCAGUCGGAACCUGGACAUUGAGCGCCCCACUUAUACUAACCUCAACAGGCUCAUUGGCCAGAUCGUCUCCUCCAUCACAGCUUCUCUGCGUUUCGAUGGAGCCCUCAACGUGGACCUGACUGAGUUCCAGACCAACCUGGUGCCAUACCCCCGUAUCCACUUCCCCCUGGUCACCUACGCACCCAUCAUCUCUGCUGAGAAGGCCUACCACGAGAUGCUUUCUGUGGCAGAGAUCACCAACGCUUGCUUCGAGCCAGCCAACCAGAUGGUGAAGUGUGACCCUCGCCAUGGCAAGUACAUGGCCUGCUGCAUGCUGUAUCGUGGGGAUGUGGUGCCUAAGGAUGUCAAUGCUGCCAUCGCCACCAUCAAGACCAAACGCACUAUCCAGUUUGUUGACUGGUGCCCCACCGGCUUCAAGGUAGGCAUCAACUACCAGCCACCCACGGUGGUGCCAGGUGGAGAUCUUGCCAAGGUCCAGAGAGCCGUUUGCAUGUUGAGCAACACCACAGCCAUCGCUGAGGCCUGGGCUCGGCUCGACCACAAGUUUGAUCUGAUGUACGCCAAGCGUGCCUUUGUGCACUGGUAUGUGGGAGAGGGUAUGGAGGAGGGGGAGUUCUCUGAGGCCAGAGAAGAUCUGGCUGCCCUGGAGAAGGACUACGAGGAAGUGGGAGUGGAUUCGGUGGAGGGAGAGGCUGAGGAAGGAGAGGAGUACUAAACCCUGACCUACUUACCAAUGUUUUACUGUCGAGUUUAAUAAAAGUUCUUUGGUCUAUU